Molecule: messenger RNA, 564 nt
Organism: Penicillium alfredii
Lineage: Eukaryota; Fungi; Ascomycota; Eurotiomycetes; Eurotiales; Aspergillaceae
Product: PHO88 family protein
Exons: 3
Coding region: 1-564 (187 amino acids)
Biological process (GO): protein targeting to ER
Cellular component (GO): mitochondrion; endoplasmic reticulum
Source: RefSeq, a predicted model, not a curated record
AUGGUGUCUCCUCAAGUAACCAACCUAGCCAUCAUCUUGGUGAUGAUGCAGCUGGCUAAGAAGAUUCCCUUCGAUGACCCCAAUGUCCUGCUCAUGGUACGCGGCAUGUACAUCUUGUCGAACGUGAUCAUCCUGGCCGUGUACCUGUACACACAGUCGAAGAUCAACCAGAAAAAGGAUAUGACGACACUGAAAUAUGUCGAGCCCGCUCCCAUGGGCAGUGGCGAGGAGCCCCGUCCCGUCACCACGACCAACAUGGAUUACGACAAGUCGCAGCUGCGCCAGUUGAUCCGCAGCCAGCUCAUGGGUGUGGGCAUGAUGGGUGUGAUGCACGUGUACUUCAAGUACACCAACCCGCUGCUUAUCCAAUCGAUCAUCCCCCUGAAGGGCGCGUUCGAGUCCAACCUGGUCAAGAUCCACCUGUUCGGCAAGCCGGCGACCGGUGAUUUGCAGCGGCCCUUCAAGGCCCAGGGCGGCUUGAUGUCUCAGGGUCAGCCCAAGAGCGAUAAGGCGUCGAUCGAGAGUGCCGAGAAGAAUUGGCGAGGCGGUGUCAAGGAGGAGUAA